Messenger RNA from Paraglomus occultum, 834 nucleotides. NCBI's taxonomy places the organism in Eukaryota, Fungi, Glomeromycota, Glomeromycetes, Paraglomerales, Paraglomeraceae. The record is from the annotation of a GenBank genome assembly.
CCCACGACCCAGAAUAUUGUUUUGAUCAUGAAUUACUAUAAAUAUGGUGAUCUGAGACACUACUUACACCAAAGUCUAAUCCCCGUACCCUGGACGUGGAGGCUGGAUCUGUUGCGGGAGUUGGCGAGAGAGCUUUACAGUAUCCACAAGGUAGAAAUUGUCCACAAAGAUUUACACAGUGGUAAUGUUUUGGUAGACAUUAAAGGGGACAUUGAACAUUGGAAGGCCAAUCUUACUGACUUUGGAUUAAGCGGUCCCGCUAAUCAAACUGAUAAUGAAAGGCAGAGUAGGAAAUAUGGGGUGAUUUCAUAUACCGCACCAGAAAUUUUAGGAGGCGGACCUAAAACAAAAGCUUCCGAUAUUUAUGCCUUUGGCAUGAUCAUGUGGGAGUUAUCUGCAGACAAUCCGCCAUUUUAUGAGGACGAUAGCGAUAGUAGGGACAUAAUCGUCAAAAUUCUUGGCGGAGAACGACCGAGAAUAAUUCCAGGCACUCCUAAAUGUUAUGAAGAAUUGAUGAAGAAAUGCUGGGAUGCGGAUCCAUCAAAAAGGCCAACCGCAGCUGAGGUGUUUGACGAAAUUUUGGGUUUCCUGGUGACUUAUACGAUGGGGAAAAAACAUAAUCGUUAUAGAGAUGAAACUUACAAGUCGUUUGAGAAAGGUGAAGAAAUGUUAACGACGAGAAUUUUAGACAGGUCGAAGCCGCGAUUAGUCAGUAAAAGUUUUGAACCGGCUAGCGCUGCUGAACUGGAUGCAGCAAAACAAUAUAGUCAAGCGCUGAAUACUUCAGCCCCUCAGUCACUCGACAUGGACAUCGAUAUACCGCAAGUAAGCUAA